Molecule: messenger RNA, 4896 nt
Organism: Pogona vitticeps (central bearded dragon)
Lineage: Eukaryota; Metazoa; Chordata; Lepidosauria; Squamata; Agamidae
Gene: DDX46
Product: DEAD-box helicase 46
Molecular function (GO): ATP binding; RNA helicase activity; nucleic acid binding
Source: RefSeq, a predicted model, not a curated record
UUCUGCGGACGUCGGCUCAUUUCCGCUUCGUUGAUCCCUUCGGAAAUGGCUGCGGUCGUCGCAGAGCUUUGAGGGGAAUCGGGCAGAACGACGAGGUGUCGGUUCGCGGUUGGUCGGAGCCGCCAUGGGACGGGAGUCCAGAUCAACAAAGCAACAGUUGUCCAAACAAAAACAGCAUUAUCGGAAGCGCUCUUCUUCACGUGGGCGCUCUGGUAGCCGUUCUCGGAGUCGUUCUCCAUCUGACAAAAGAGUGAAACGCAAUGAUGAUAGACGUUCUAGGAGUAGGGAAAGAGAUCGCAGACGUGAGAGAUCACGGAGUAGAGAUAAGAGAAGAUCUCGUUCACGUGACAGAAAGCGUGUGAGGCGCUCAAGAAGUAGAGAGAGAGAACGGAGUAGAGAGAGAAGACGUUCACGUAGUCGAGAGAGAAGAAGGUCUAGAAGCCGAAGCAGAGGAAGACGGUCCAGAUCUUCCAGUCCUGGCAAGAACAAAAAAGUAGAAAACAGGUCGCGAUCUAAAGAAAAGGCAGAAGGUGUGGAAGUUAACAAAGAAAAGAAAAAAGAAAAAGAGGACAAAGAAGAAGAAAAGGAUAAAGAUGUAAAUAAUUUUGAUCAGAACAAACUAGAAGAGGAAAUGAGAAAACGAAAAGAGAGAGUUGAGAAAUGGAGAGAAGAACAACGCAAGAAGGCCAUGGAAAAUAUAGGAGAACUGAAGAAAGAAAUUGAGGAGAUGAAGCAGGGGAAAAAAUGGAGUUUGGAAGAUGAUGAUGAUGAUGAUGAAGAAACUGCAGAAGGAGAGAAGGAAGGCAAUGAAAUUGAAGACGAAGAACUGGAUCCAUUAGAUGCAUACAUGGAAGAAGUGAAAGAAGAAGUCAAGAAGUUUAAUAUGCGAAGUGUAAAAGGUGGUGGUGGUGGUGCAAAUGAAAAGAAAUCUGGCCCAACAGUUACUAAAGUAGUAACUGUGGUGAAAACCAAGAAGGCCUCUCCAGAGACAGAAAAGAAAAAAGGGGAGCUCAUGGUGAACGACCAAGAUGCAAUGGAGUAUUCCUCUGAAGAAGAGGAAGUUGAUCUUCAGACUGCACUGACAGGCUACCAGACCAAACAUAGGAAAUUGCUGGAACCAGUGGAUCAUGGGAAGAUUGAAUAUGAGCCCUACAGGAAAAACUUCUAUGUUGAAGUUCCUGAGUUAGCUAAAAUGACUCAAGAAGAGGUGAAUACCUAUAGGUCAGAAAUGGAAGGAAUUACAGUCAAAGGUAAAGGAUGUCCGAAGCCAAUCAAAACCUGGGUGCAGUGUGGUAUUUCUAUGAAAAUCUUGAAUUCCCUGAAAAAACAUGGCUAUGAAAAGCCCACCCCUAUCCAGGCCCAAGCUAUACCUGCAAUUAUGAGUGGACGUGAUUUAAUUGGCAUUGCUAAAACAGGAAGUGGAAAGACUAUUGCUUUUCUGUUGCCAAUGUUCAGACACAUUAUGGAUCAGAGAUCAUUAGAAGAAGGAGAAGGUCCAAUAGCUGUUAUCAUGACUCCUACCCGAGAACUAGCUUUACAGAUUACAAAGGAGUGUAAGAAGUUCUCAAAAACUCUUGGGGUUAGAGUUGUGUGUGUAUAUGGAGGAACAGGAAUAAGUGAACAGAUUGCUGAGCUGAAAAGGGGUGCUGAAAUAAUUGUUUGCACACCGGGCCGUAUGAUUGAUAUGUUAGCAGCUAAUAAUGGUCGAGUGACAAAUCUUCGGAGAGUGACAUAUGUUGUCCUUGAUGAAGCUGAUAGAAUGUUUGAUAUGGGCUUUGAGCCUCAGGUUAUGCGCAUUGUAGACAAUGUAAGACCUGAUCGUCAGACUGUUAUGUUCUCAGCUACUUUUCCUAGAGCCAUGGAGGCUUUAGCUCGUCGGAUAUUAAGUAAACCAAUUGAGGUCCAGGUUGGUGGCAGGAGUGUUGUUUGCUCUGAUGUGGAACAGCAUGUGAUUGUCAUAGAGGAAGAGAACAAGUUCUUGAAGUUACUUGAAUUACUAGGACAUUAUCAGGAAAAAGGAUCAGUCAUUAUAUUUGUAGAUAAGCAAGAACAUGCUGAUGGAUUACUGAAAGACUUAAUGAGAGCUUCAUAUCCAUGCCUGUCACUUCAUGGAGGUAUUGACCAGUAUGACAGAGACAGCAUAAUCAAUGACUUUAAGAGUGGAGUAUGCAAACUUCUUGUGGCUACAUCUGUAGCAGCCCGAGGUCUAGAUGUAAAACAUCUUACACUUGUAAUCAAUUACAGCUGCCCCAAUCAUUAUGAGGAUUAUGUGCACAGGGCUGGCAGAACUGGGCGAGCAGGCAACAAAGGAUAUGCAUACACUUUCAUAACUGAAGAUCAAGUACGGUAUGCUGGAGAUAUAAUUAAAGCUUUGGAGUUGUCAGGUACUGCAGUUCCUGCUGAGCUAGAGAAGCUGUGGAAUGAUUUCAAAGAUCAACAAAAGGCUGAAGGGAAGAUAAUUAAGAAGAGCAGUGGAUUCUCUGGUAAAGGAUUUAAGUUUGAUGAAACAGAGGAGGCUUUGGCUAAUGAACGCAAGAAACUGCAGAAAGCUGCACUUGGUUUGCAGGAUUCAGAUGAUGAAGAUACAGCAGUUGAUAUUGAUGAACAGAUUGAAAGCAUGUUCAAUUCAAAGAAAAGAGUGAAAGACAUGGCAUCCUCUGGUGGGACAUCUAAUGUUCCUACUCCAACUGCAGGCAAUGCAGAAAAAUUAGAGAUUGCUAAAAGAUUGGCAUUGAGAAUUAAUGCACAGAAGAAUCUUGGAGCCGAGGCACAAGUAUUGGUCUCUUUUCAAUUUAAGGAUGUGAUGCAGCAAGCUACAAAUGCUAUCCUCAGAGGUGGCACUAUUCAGGCUCCAACUGUAUCUGCCAAGACGAUUGCGGAGCAGUUGGCAGAGAAGAUCAAUGCCAAGCUCAAUUAUGUGCCCAUAGAGAAACAAGAGGAAGAGAAACAGGAGGGGGGACAAAAUGAAUCUUUUAAGAGAUACGAGGAAGAACUGGAGAUCAAUGACUUUCCACAGACUGCAAGGUGGAAAGUAACGUCAAAGGAGGCAUUGCAUAGAAUAAGUGAAUAUUCUGAAGCUGCAAUUACAAUCAGAGGAACUUACUUUCCUCCAGGCAAAGAGCCCAAAGAGGGAGAGCGGAAAAUUUACCUGGCUAUUGAGAGUGCCAAUGAAUUGGCUGUGCAGAAAGCUAAGGCAGAAAUCACUCGACUUAUCAAAGAAGAGCUCAUCAGACUGCAAAAUUCGUACCAGCCCACCAACAAAGGAAGAUACAAAGUUUUAUAAUAUUUGGAGUAAAUCUGUCUUUUUUUUCUUUGUGGACCUUCGGUAUUUCUGUUGACCUUUGCUAUUUACACUGCUCAUUUGUAAAUUAUGCUUUUUUAAAGAAAAGUAAUGUCAUGCUGAAGUUUUUAGAAGAUCAAUAUUGCUUUUUUGAAAGGAUUGUUUUCUGCAACAAUUUCAGGAGGGCAUAUUUAAACUUUUUUGAUUUGUAUGUUUUCCACUUUCAUCAUCCUGAAUAAAAUUAGUCAUAAGUGUCCUGAAAGAAUAUAGUAUAUCCUCAGUUUGAAAAACCUUAAUCAGGGAUUUGCAGUCACAAUACUUCUAUACUCACAUUUUCAAGAAAUGGAAAAAAUGCUUCUAAAUGAAAGCCACAUUUUUCUCCUUCAUUUGUUAGAAUAAAAAUCCUAGAGAUCAUUAAGAGUUUUAUGAUCUUGAAUUGUACAAAUGGAGUGUAGAAACCUGGAGGAAUAAAAUUCUUAAUAGACUUUGAUGCAUAUGGAUAAUAAUAAAAUGUCAUGCCUGUAUAUUUUUCUGCAAAAUGAGAAAUUCAUGUAGCUUUCUAAGAAUGUCUGAUUUUAGGAUUUAAUCAAUAAUUUGUUAUUAUUUAAUGUGAGAAAUUUAUCUUCCACAAUAUGAAUACCAUUUUCAUCAGGGAAGUAAAGUAAGUGAAGCUCAUAGUGUGUGUACUUUUUAGUUUUUUCCUCAAGACCUUUUGUUCCGCAUACAUAUAUUCAAAAAUAAUUAGUUGGUUAAGAUCUCCAUAGUUGACAGUGGCUGUUCAGUUGGAGUAUGGAGUCGUGUUUGGCAUUCUUGUUCCUGGUACACUGAUAGAGCAGUUCCAUUUGAUCUGAUUUUCUAGUUGCAUCUUCUGAUUUUCACCCUGAAAAUUUAAUGGACAGCUUCUCUCACAUUUAUGGAGUUUUACUUUCAAUAAUGUUUCAUAACUGAUCGUAUCUAUAUUAAAAUAGUGGCAAUAAUAAUUGGAAUGGAAGGUUUGUCUUGGAAGAGACUUUGGAAGGGUUUGAUAUUUUGAGCCCAAAGCUAGUUUUAAAAUGUGUAUUUAUCUAAAUAUGUUGGGCACUAAGUUAAAUAAACCUAUGGAACAUUUAUGUUGAAGAAGAAGGAAAGUUUGUUUUGGAAGAAGCAUCAUUUUUUAAAGCUCCAGUGAGCUUAAAAAUGCCAGCAGGGCUAAAGGUAAGGAAACUCCAUUUUAUCUCUUUCCCCUAUUCAACCUUUAUGAGUUACGUAUUUUCUUAUUUUUCUUCUGUGCUAUCUCUUCUAGUGAGAGAACUAAAUAUGCCUGCACCAGCACUGGUGUAUUUUCCCCAGAAUCUAGUGUUUGCCCUUGGAAUGAAGGACCUUUGUUUCCAACAGAUCCAAAGUCUUACCCAACCAAUCAUUAAAGUGUUUACUUGCCUUUUCUUCCUUAUUGCUCUUAACCCAUUUGUUUUCCGAAGCAUGAAUUGCAUUUGUGGACACAUUUACUAAUGGUUCUGUGCUAGUUUUUCUAUUUUGCCUAAUGGUAUAUUGUCAUGUGGUGUAAGUCUAACUGUUUUUGAAGUCUGAAAUUAUUUUUAAAGUGCUGUAAAAAACAUUAAAGGGGGCAGGACAUGGUU